AUGAUGAUGGAUGACAUGACAGCCCAAUGACAGCCGAACAAAAAUUACGGCGUGGAUUUAUGGUAAAAAUUGCGAAAAUCUGUUGACUCUCACGAAAUAUUUGUUAGAUUGUAUGUGUAAUUAUCCCGCGAGCUACAUCGUUUUUGAUAAACAUAUUUAAAAGUUGUUUAUGACAUUAUAAUGAUCGUAAAUUCAAAAGUUUUGGUUCAAAGUUUGUGCGUAUCAUUGUCGUUAGCGCGUAAGUCGAGCUUCCCGGUGUUUAGUGUGUUAUAGCAGAGGCAAACGGUGAUUUAUGAAAUGGUGCUGAUGGUGUUAGCUAACGGAUCAAAAGAAAACUUUAUUUGAUUGUAUAUGAUUGAUAUAUUUUGGUGAUUAUUCGUCACUACUCACGAUGUACCCAACUGCUACGCGGCAUCCAUCGGCCGCAGUAAGGGGUCCACAGCCUCCUGCAGGUCCUAUAAAAUUUACAAUAGCGGACACAUUAGAACGUAUUAAAGAAGAAUUUAACUUCUUACAAGCGCAGUAUCAUACGUUGAAACUGGAAUGUGAGAAACUUGCGUCAGAAAAAACAGAAAUGCAAAGGCAUUAUGUUAUGUACUAUGAAAUGUCCUAUGGACUGAACGUGGAGAUGCAUAAGCAGACGGAAAUAGCGAAGAGGUUGAGCGCUAUAAUUGGUCAAGUGCUGCCGUUCUUGGCGCAAGAGCAUCAGCAACAAGUCGCGUCCGCUGUCGAGAGAGCCAAGCAAGUCACCAUGUCCGAACUUAACGCUAUCAUUGGGCAACAGCAACAACAGGGCCUACAACAACUGCUUCAACAGAUCCACGCGUCUGCGGGGCUGUCGCACGGCGUGGGGGGCGUGGGACCCGGUGGCGGGCUGCUCGGCGCGGGUGGGCUGCUGUUCGCGCCGGGCGCGGGGCCCCAGCCUCCGCCGCAUCUGCCGCCGCCUGCGCAUAAGGUGGAACUACCUCCCCCGGCGGAUAUAAAGCCCCCGGUACUGCCAGGCGGUCCCGCACCUCCCCCGCACUUACCAGGACAGCAGCCGCCCAGAGAGGACGAUAGGCUUGUCUCAUCGAGAGUUUUACAAUCGAGACGGUCGGUGUCGCCGCACGAGCGCGAGCAGAAGUACCGGCCGCGCUCGCCCGACCCCGAGCCGCUCGACGUCAAGCGGCGGAAGGAGGAGAAGGUACUCGGCCAUGUGAGUCUGUGUAGUGACAGUGAUGCGGAGAAGAGUGAUCAGGACUUGGUUGUGGAUGUUGCUAAUGAGGAAGAGAGAGGGUCACCCAGUGUACGCACGGAGGGCGGCGAGAGGACGGAAAAUGGUCCCCGACCGCCCUCCAGAUCCGGCUCCUCGUCGAGUCGCUCCACACCUAAGAGUUCUAAAGAUGAGAAACCAGGCACGCCCGGCAGUAAAAUGGCGCGGGCACCCACACCCACGGGACCGGGUAGAGCGGGGUACGGGUUCCCCGGUUAUCCUGGGUACAGACCGCCACAUCCCUAUGAAAACUCACAUCACAGAACGAACGGCAUCGCUCCACCGGCUAAACCCGCGUACUCGUACCACACGUGCGGCGGGCCGCUGCAGCCGGUGCCGUUCCCGCAGGACGCGCUGGCGGCGCCGGGCGUGCCGCGCGGCGCCCGCGCGGUGGCGGCGCUGGCGCACGGCGAGGUGGUGUGCGCCGUGGCGCUGUCGCACGCGCCCGCCGCGCGGCACGCCUACACGGGCGGCAAGGGCUGCGUCAAGCUCUGGGACAUCUCCAACCCCGGCUCGCCCGCCAGCCUCGAGCCGCUCAGCCAGCUCGAUUGUUUGCAACGAGACAACUACAUCCGCUCCGUGAAGCUCCUGCCUGACGGUCGGACACUGAUCGUGGGCGGUGAGGCGUCGACGCUAUCCAUCUGGGAUCUCGGCUCGCCGACGCCGCGCAUGCGCGCCGAGCUCACCUCCUGCGCACCCGCGUGUUACGCGCUAGCAAUUAGUCCGGACUCUAAGGUGUGCUUCAGUUGUUGUUCAGACGGAAACAUCGCCGUAUGGGAUCUACAGAACCAAACAUUAGUUAGACAAUUCCAAGGCCACACGGACGGCGCGUCGUGCAUCGACAUCAGCGGCGACGGCACGCGGCUGUGGACGGGCGGGCUCGACAACACCGUGCGCUCGUGGGACCUGCGCGAGGGCCGCCAGCUGCACCAGCACGACUUCUCCAGCCAGAUCUUCUCGCUCGGAUACUGCCCUACUGGUUCGUGGCUAGCGGUAGGCAUGGAGAAUUCGCACGUGGAAGUGUUGCACGCUGGCAAGCCCGACCGGUACCAGCUGCUGUUGCACGAGUCGUGCGUGCUGUCGCUCAAGUUCGCCGCGUGUGGCAAGUGGUUCGUGUCCACUGGCAAGGACAACUUGCUCAACGCGUGGCGCACGCCGUACGGAGCUAGUAUAUUCCAGUCAAAAGAAUCAUCAUCAGUGCUCAGUUGUGAUAUAUCGGCGGACGACAAGUUCAUAGUGACGGGCUCCGGCGACAAGAAGGCGACCGUCUACGAAGUGAUGUACUGAAAUGUGACGGUAUCAGUGGCCGCGUAAUCUCAUAGGCAAUAACACGAACAUGUGGUCCAGUGAAGUGAGAAUGCUUUUAUAUUGACGCGUCUGGGAGGCUGUUGGGGUUUGUUCGCGUAGGUUAGUGAUUUCUAACUGUUUUCGACUAGAAAAAGUUGGAUUUAGUUUAUGUUUGUGCAUUUAAACGACCAAUGCAAUAGGCGCAUUUUGAUACCAGUUAUGUUUAUUUUGAAUGCUAGAAAAGUAUAUUUUGAUUAGAAAUCUUUUGAAGUGUUUUGUGUUUUAAGAGAAGUUCAUGGAAUGUUUAAAUGUCUUGUGACUUGUGGUGCUUAUGUCUUGUAACUGCCCUUAUAAGCAUUCAGUGCUGUUAAUACUGCCGUUUUGUGUAUUUGUGCUCUGUGGAAUCGUCCUCCCAUAUUCAUUUAGGUUACAGACUUCCGAUCAUGUCGUCAAACACGUGCGUCUAUUUUACUUUGAGACUACGCUCUAUGUAAAACAAUAGGGAAAUGUUUGAUACUAACCGCAUAAACGUACGCGUCAGCGUUUUGAAUAGUACGUCAGUAGACGUCAGCGUGCGUGACGCGAUGAUCAGAAGUCCAUUUUUAGACAUAGUCUACAAAAUUAGGGUGCUUGUGUACAAAUAUUUUUAUUCGAAACAUUUCAACAGCCCCCCAAACGUAUUUUAAUCGGUAUAAGUGUAACUUUUAAUGUAAUGGAUAGAUGUUGCACCGUUAAAUAUGGAUAUUUUUAGUGUUAUUAUAUAUUUUUAUAAUGAAAUAUGAAAAUCAUUUUUAAUAUGUUUCUAAGUUGAUUUUAGUUUGUUGGUGAUAUGUGUUUGGUAUCGGCAAGAUUUAUUGUACAGAAAAUGUGUUUAUGAAAUGUUGAGGUCAUAUCAAUGUGGUUAAUGAAAAUUAAAAAUCUCUAAGAUUUUUGUCGAGUAAAAUUAUUGCAAAAAUAUAAAACAUUAUAUAAAAAACAGUCAUACUAUUUUUAUAUGUUAUUGCAUUUCUUUAGUAAUAGAAAUGGCUUACGUUUGUGUGCCAAGGGGCGAAUGCCACUCUCCUGGCCCCAUCAUUCCUUAGAUAUAUGAUAAAAUCUCCACUGACCAUUCUCAUUGUCACGCGAUGCGAAUCGUUUUUAUUUUAAAGAUUCCUAUUUAACAUAAGCAUAGAUUCAAUAUAUUAAAUAAUUAAAUUUAAGAGGAAAUUUGAAAGAUCAUCGACCCCUCAUGCUCCUUCCUCUUAGGUCCUUAGCCAAGGUAAUAUCACAAAGAAUUUCUUGCAUAAUUUCCUAAGAAAUAAAUUUUCUUUGCAUUGACGAAAAUAAUCAACAUAUAAUUUUGUUUGCUUUUCAUUUUAUAAGUUUUUUAAUAUCGAAUUAUAUCCACUAAGAGCCGUUUUUAAUAAAUGAACCAAUCAAAAUAACUUAUUUGGAAGCGUGUCAAAAACACUUUGUUCUGAUUGAUCCAUUUUUGAGAUAGAUCGAAAAAGCUAUUGGGAUCGUUUAUUGAAAACUGCGGUAAAAGGUACUAAAACAAUUGCCAAUACGCAAACACGUAUCCAAACUAUUCCUUAUGAGUAUUUAUUAAGAUUCAUAAGCUACGUGUAAUGUUUCAGACUGAAAGUUUCAGAUAUCAACUCACGUAUCAUGUUGUCAAUUUACAUACGAAUUUAGUCUUUAUUUCAACGUGUUAGAGUUGAAUAACGCACACUAUUGGCUUGGCAGUUGUGCUAUAAGUAGAGAAAAACAUAGAUUACACACACUUAUUCACAUCAAUUGCUGAGUCUAAAGUGAUGGGCUCCAGUGUUAUAGAAAAUGUAUUUUCAUUUAUUUUUUGUAAAUAAUAAAUGUUAUGUUCUUAAAUGACAAUGGAACAGAAUAAUUGAAACUUUUUUUUUGUAUACAUUGUAAUAAAAAAUGCAAAUUUUACAGGUAUUAAGACUUUUUUAUAUGAAUUCUAUAUAAUUUUGUACAGAAAUUUGGAAUAAGUUUCAUGUAACAUCAAAUAAUACACCUAAUGUGAAUUCAACUGUAACAAAAAGAAUUUAAGGAUACAUUAAUAGACUUCGGAGAUGAAAUAUAAUUAAAAAAAACUUAUUUUAUAUUAGCAAAACCUGUAGAAACAGGUCAUGCAAUAGGGCAACACUCUUCAUAGACAAUUUUAUUUUUCAUAGACACGGGAGCGCGUCACAUUAAUGUAAUAAUAAUUUGUGGUUGUAGUUCCUUUAAUGGUUAUUUUGAUUAAAUAGAACAUGGGUAAAUUUAUUUAUGGUGAUUGAGUUCAGUUUACAUUGUACUUAAUACGGGGACUUUGUAAAAUAAUUCCAAUAUAUAAGGAUCUGCAAAUGUGAUAUUAUCUGUUCAAGGACAUGGUUUUAUACUAUUUGAUGUAACACCCGAUUUGACUGUAGACAACUUUGUUAUUUUCAUGCAAAUUGAAUUGUAUUACUUUGAUUAUAUUUAUUAUUUCCAUA
This is a messenger RNA of Manduca sexta (tobacco hornworm), 5013 nucleotides long. Its product is annotated as protein groucho. Lineage: Eukaryota; Metazoa; Arthropoda; Insecta; Lepidoptera; Sphingidae. Gene Ontology annotation, biological process: regulation of DNA-templated transcription; negative regulation of canonical Wnt signaling pathway. Gene Ontology annotation, cellular component: transcription regulator complex; nucleus. Gene Ontology annotation, molecular function: transcription corepressor activity; protein binding. The record is from RefSeq and is a predicted model, not a curated record. The transcript has 18 exons. Bases 392 to 2539 code for a protein of 715 amino acids.